AGGUAUCAUGGAGGAUCAGUAGGCAGACUGCGGCCAGCAGAGGAGGGCAGCCAGCGCUCUGAUCCCGGGGACUUUCUCAACUGUUUACCGCCCGCUUCUCCACCGCUACACCGGCUGCUUCACCAUGGACAUGAAGAAGAGGAUCACCUUAGAGCUGCGGAACCGGAGCCCGGCGGAGAUAGCAGAGCUGGUGGUGGACAACAGUCGCUCUGCAGACGGAGAGGUCGAAGGUCUGACGGACGAGUUCACGGAGCUGGAGUUCCUCAGUAUGGUCAACGUGGGUCUGAGCUCGCUGGCUAAGCUGCCCUCACUGCCCAAACUACGCAAGUUGGAGCUCAGCGACAACAACCUGUCAGGUUCUCUGGAGACUCUGUCGGAGAAGUGUCCCAACCUGACCUACCUCAACCUGAGCGGGAACAAGAUCAAAGAGCUGAGCACCGUGGAGGCUCUGCAAAACCUGAAGAGCCUGCAGAGUCUGGACCUGUUCAACUGUGAGAUCACGUCUCUGGAGGACUACAGGGAGAGCGUGUUCGAGCUGCUGCCUCAGGUCACCUACCUGGACGGCUUCGACCAGGAGGACAACGAGGCGCCCGACUCGGAGGCCGACGAUGAAGACGAAGACGGCGAAGACGGAGCGGGACCGACCGGAGAGUAUGACGACGACGAAGACGAAGAGGAGGAUGAGGACGGCUCAGAGGGAGGAGAGGUGGGGCUGAGCUUUCAGGUGAACCGGGGCGAUCAGGACGAGGAUGAGGAGGACUAUGCAGAGGAGGAGGAGGAAGAGGACGCGGCAGGCGUUCAGGGACAGAAGAGGAAGAGGGACGUGGACGACGAAGGCGAAGAUGACGACGACGACGAGGACGACUAGUCCUCCAGCCGAGCGUCGUCUGUGUGUCGUCCUGUCCCGUUUCUGUCCGUCUCAGUCCACCUCCGGACCCGACCUCCGCCAGACAGCAACCACGGCAACCACGGCGCUGCGACCCGAGAUAGUUGGUUUCAGUUUGUAAUAGAAUCACGUGUUUAUUUUUAGAUGAUAUAUGAGAUUUACAGAGAAAGAUUUUAUCUGAACUCCUCACGUUUCCCUUUAAAACCUGGUUCAGGAUCAAAGCUUGUGUCUGCCUCCUCUCCACAUCCUGGACUCUGGUCCUCGUCUCAACGUCUCGCUGGACGGCUGAAGUCCGGCCGCAGUUUUCUGGUUCCUGACUGGACUUCGGUGUGAUUUCGGCUCCUGCUCGUAUGAAUCUGUCCUCACAGAAACAGGGUGAUUUCUUUCACAGCUUCAGGGACAGCUCUUCUCCUGCUGGCACUAACGGACCUUCUGAUGUAGAUUUCUGCUUAAGUCCAGUGCAGAUUCGAGAUCCGUUCGUCCCACAAAUUAAAAAAAAAAAAUCAGAUAUGAAAAAUGCUGAUGCUGGUGCUGCACAUGUUGUAUUUUAUUUAACACGACAACAACACGUGCACGUAAAUUUACAAGUAGCUCAUCAAACAGAAGACACACAAACUGUUUGUGUGUGAAUCACCUCUUGUGCAGCCUGCUCAGUGCAGGGUAGGAAAACUCAAACCCUCUAUGACAGCGGCAGCUACAGUUCAGGAACAACUCGGCUCCUGUGCUCAGAAAUUAUAUUUAUAUUUCCUAAAAACCCAACAGUAUUUGAAAUCACAUUGAAACUUUCGUGUUUCCUUGCAGCACGUGGCUAAAAAUAGUUUGUACAGACGCUUUUAAAACAGCGAUUAUUAAACAGUUAUACACUGGUGUUCAGAGAAAAUGCAUUACCCAGAAAUGUCUCAGCAACACCUCCUACUCCCCUCACAUUUUGAAGCAAAAAAGCCAAAGUUACCAAACUUAGAAUGGCUGCAGCUUCUUAACCGAUCUGACUGUUGCAUGAAAGAAAUCUGCAAAAAUUUCUUGUGAAAGCAUCAGGAACCCUGGAAAAAGAGGCCUUUGAAGAGAGUAGUAGCCUGAAGUAAAAACAUAUUUGUCCAUAUGAAUAACUUAUUUGCUGAAAGUCACCACUGAUGUGAUAUUACAUGAUCACCUACGUCUGUUUUGUUCUGAUGCAGCCUGUAAGAAAUCUCGUCUGACGUUAUUGUGAUAAUAAUUAGAGUUUUGAAGGGUGAUGCACUUUGUUUGAACAUCAGUUUAGUUCAUGCUGUGGAGUCAAUUUAAAGCUCACAGAGACUCUUUGUCCUGCUCAGGCCCUUCACAUUCGCUUUAACCCUCUGAACUCUAAGCAGGUUCUGGGCAUUUUUACUCACUGUGGGCUCAUUUUUUCAAUAUUGACAAAAAGAAUCUACACACUGUAGAUAUUUUACUACCUACAUUUUUCCUCUCUGCUCUGUGUAAGCACAGCCUGCAGUUCAGCCGAGAAGUCACAGUUGAGUCACUAAUGUUCAAACGGUUACCUGGUUGGAUAAAAAUGGUUUGUUUUUGGCAACAAUUUUUAACUGAGAUUUGUAGAAUAAUCGUGAUUUUAAGCUUUGAUUUGGUCAAGUUUUCUGACUGAGCAGCACAUCACAGAUGAGUGCUUCAGUGACUGUCAGACAGGUGAAAAUCUGUUUUGUUUUUACGGUUUUUAGCUGAUAAUUUGUGUCAUUUUGGUUUUUUAAUUCUUUUUUUUAAGACAACAUGCCUUUAAACCCGCCGGCGGGUUUUUGGGGUUCAGAGGGUUAAACAACAGAGAGCUGUAAUUACAUGUGUCCAUCAAAACAAUACGAAAGUGACAAUCUUCAAAGCUUCAUGCAGCCGUGCAGUCAGUGGCAGCGCUACCUGGGACUACGCGUGUCUCGUAGUCUGCACUGGGCUUUAUUCGUUUGCUUCCUGCGAGCUGGAACUGUCUGAAAACCAUCAGUGUCACGUGCUAUUAUUACACCAAGUGUGCAGCCGUCCCCCAAACAUGGAGUUUCACCCGCAGUAGAAACGUCUCCUCUGGACCUCCUUUUUCCUUCCAGGUUUUUAUUGUUCGGCAUCAGAGACGGUUCUGCAGGAACAGGACGUGAACGCGUUCUCAGGAGCCUCAGACAGGACAGACCAUCCACACUGAAUCUGAUCCUCAACUUUAAAACAGACCAGAGAACAAGAAGCCGCUUCGUCUUGCAGCCAUAUCAGUCUGAGCGGAGCGGAGAGGAGAGCGCCCCCUUCAGGACCGCACAGCCAGUCAGGGAUGUUCACUCGGCCCCGUCACAGUUAGAGAUAUGCAGACCUGCUGUAGCUCAGGUCCACAUAGGAGAUCCUAGUGAUGAUCAUAUUCCCAGUGUGUGUUUGAUUUGUUGUAGGGGGGAGAUAGGGGGGGCGGGUGGGAGGAAUAUUUAGUUCUGAUGUGUUUUUCUUUUUGUGUUAUUGAUCAGCAGCUGUUGAUGUUUUUAGUUUGAUGUAAAACCGAGCGGCUCGUCCUCAAACUGCCCAUCCCUGCGUGAUGAUUACACCGCCGCCGUGUCGCGCUUCAGGCUCCGCCUCCAACAAAACGACCUCACCUUUGACCUAAACCCACUGGAGAUGUUUCACGUAUGGUGCGUUCAGGUGUUCUCCGUCACAGUCAGAAAACAAACGAGUAUUAAGAAAUCUUCCCCAAACAGCUGCUUUUGAAUUGAUCCAACUUUAUUUAUACUGAACCAGCUGUACAGUCAGAUGCUUGCUGAAGCACCAACACCUGAAAACAAACACCUCAGAUGGUCCCACCUAUUUCUGACUUUACGUGCUCGUCUUAAUGCAUUAUUUGUGUGUGCAGUGCAUCCUGGGAUUUUGAGUACGGAAGUCUUCAGACUAACAGGCUGCUUUUCAUGAUGCUAACUUCUGCUUUCUCUCUCCUUCUGGAAAUCGUUCCCCCUCCGCCAUCAUGGAGGAUUUUCCAGUUACUUUAACGCACCUCGAGGGGACGAGGAGGCUUCAGGAGGAGCUCAGAGAUGAAACUCAUUUCUCAUUUGGCAGCUUCGGCUCGUCCGUCCUUGCAUCACUUCUUUACAUCUCAGCUCCUCUUAUCAUCAUGAAAAGCAGCUCCACAGCAGCGUUUUUCUUUGUAGGAGGCGGAGCCUGAACUGGACACACCUGUCACAUCUGAUUCAGGUGUCGCUGCUCUCUGCAGCUUUUAACUCUACUUCCUCUGGCUGUGUUAACAAGGACCAAACCCGACCCGGCAGGAAGUAAACGAAUCAUUCAGAUAUUUAAAUUCUUUAUGAGCACAGACACAGAAUGAUCAUGAGUCCAUCAGCAAUCUGAAGAUAUAUUCAUCUGUUCGUUUGUGUCCUGACGCGCUCCGUUUGGUCAUAAUGAAGCAGCUGCUCUGACUUUUAACUAACUGCUGUAAACUUUGAGCUUUUCUCGUUUUGCACUCCUAAAAACAACACGACUGUUUAAAAGCACCUACUUUCAUUGUGCGAUAGCUCACCGACUUCAGAGACUUUUUUUUGAGGUCAGCAAUUCUAAUCCAGUACUAUUUUUAGAAGAUUCACCAAAUAUCUUGUCGCGACUCGCUAGCUGUCCCUCCUCUGUGCACUGAAAAUAAAAUCCAUGUGUAGGCAAGAUGCGAGAAAUGUCCUUGAAGCAGGCGAGUUAUUUAUACACAAUUCCAUCAUAUCACGUUACCAACAGCUGCCAAAAUUCACUCUGAGGCUUGUCGUCAUUUUAACACGUUUUUCUAAAUUCAGGUAAACUUUUAACAAACUUGAUUUAAAUGUACGAACGUGUAAAUCAGGCAACACAACAAGGACUCCCAGCCCAGAGGUUGGAGAAUUCUAUCCACCGUAUGUUUUCAGGAACUCAGAGGUUUGAUGUCUAGCUGCAUGUAAAGCUGAAAUGAUUAAAGAAUUAGUCAGUGAGCAGAAAAACAUUUGUUCAGCUGCAACAUAAAGGCUGAUUUGACUGAAGAAAACAUCAGCGUUUAAUAAACUGAAGUCCACCAACGUGAACUCUGGAAUACUGAAAAAUCAUUUCCAAAGGCCAGUGAAAAAGAGACGAAAUGAUCGACCAGUUCACUGAAAACUUACUUGGCAGAUUAAAUUAAAAUGAUCUCCAUGUUUUUAUAUGGGUGGGAAGCCAGUGAGGGAUCGUAUCCAGGUGAACAGUUAAGUCACAAGUGUUGACACGAACCACAGAAACAAUGAGUU
Molecule: messenger RNA, 5100 nt
Organism: Stegastes partitus (bicolor damselfish)
Lineage: Eukaryota; Metazoa; Chordata; Actinopteri; Pomacentridae
Gene: anp32e
Product: acidic (leucine-rich) nuclear phosphoprotein 32 family, member E
Exons: 7
Coding region: 125-868 (247 amino acids)
Biological process (GO): regulation of apoptotic process
Cellular component (GO): nucleus
Molecular function (GO): phosphatase inhibitor activity; histone binding
Source: RefSeq, a predicted model, not a curated record